Saimiri boliviensis boliviensis (Bolivian squirrel monkey) is the source of this 6998-nucleotide messenger RNA. The record is from RefSeq and is a predicted model, not a curated record. Lineage: Eukaryota; Metazoa; Chordata; Mammalia; Primates; Cebidae.
GAAACGCUUCCUGGUGCUCCCGUUCCUGGCGGCAGAGUCCCGGGCACUAGUCUUUGCUUGGGUAAAGAAAGAGGGCUUUUCUUUUCGAGAAAAUUCAGAAAUUUGUUAGGAUUCAGGCUAAACUGGUAAAUGACGAAGGGGCUUCUUCCAGAGCUGAGGAGGAAGGGUUGUCCGGAUAAUCACCAGAAUGGGAGUGAAUGACUUGUGGCAAAUUUUGGAGCCUGUUAAGCAACACAUCCCCUUGCGUAAUCUUGGUGGGCAAACUCUUGCAGUUGAUCUGAGUCUCUGGGUGUGUGAGGCACAGACAGUCAAAAAAAUGAUGGGCAGUGUCAUGAAGCCCCACCUCAGGAACUUAUUUUUUCGUAUCUCAUAUUUAACACAAAUGGAUGUAAAACUGGUGUUUGUUAUGGAAGGGGAACCACCGAAGCUGAAAGCUGAUGUCAUAAGCAAGAGGAAUCAGACUCGGUAUGGCUCUUCUGGAAAAUCAUGGUCUCAGAAAACAGGGAGAUCACAUUUUAAAUCAGUCUUAAGAGAGUGCCUCGAUAUGCUCGAAUGCUUAGGAAUCCCCUGGGUUCAGGCUGCCGGGGAAGCUGAAGCCAUGUGUGCUUACCUCAAUGCUGUUGGUUGUGUAGAUGGCUGCCUCACCAAUGACGGGGAUACUUUCCUUUAUGGGGCCCAGACUGUGUACAGGAAUUUCACUAUGAAUACAAAGGACCCACAUGUUGACUGUUACACAAUGUCAUCUAUCAAGAGUAAACUAGGUUUGGAUAGAGAUGCUCUGGUUGGAUUGGCAAUACUUCUUGGCUGUGAUUAUCUCCCAAAGGGAGUCCCCGGAGUUGGAAAAGAGCAAGCAUUAAAACUUAUACAGAUUUUGAAAGGGCAAAGUUUACUUCAGAGGUUUAAUCGGUGGAAUGAAACAUCUUGUAACUCUAGUCCACAACUGCUAGUCACUAAAAAACUGGCUCAUUGUUCUGUAUGUUCUCAUCCAGGUUCCCCUAAGGAUCACGAACGUAAUGGUUGCAGAUUAUGUAAAAGUGAUAAAUAUUGUGAGCCACACGAUUAUGAAUACUGCUGCCCUUGUGAGUGGCACCGUACAGAACAUGAUAGGCAACUCAGUGAAGUAGAGAACAAUAUUAAAAAGAAAGCUUGUGGUUGUGAGGGAUUUCCCUUCCAAGAGGUUAUUCAAGAAUUCCUUUUAAACAAGGAUAAAUUGGUGAAGGUUAUCAGGUACCAAAGACCUGAUUUGUUAUUGUUUCAGAGAUUCACUCUUGAAAAAAUGGAGUGGCCCAAUCACUAUGCAUGUGAGAAGUUGCUGGUACUUUUGACCCGUUAUGACAUGACAGAAAGAAAGCUUGGUAGAAGGCACUCUAAUCAACUACAGCCAAUUCGAAUUGUUAAGACCCGAAUCAGAAAUGGAGUUCAUUGUUUUGAAAUAGAAUGGGAAAAGCCUGAACAUUAUGCAAUGGAAGAUAAACAACAUGGAGAAUUUGCUCUACUAACAAUUGAAGAAGAAGCAUUGUUUGAAGCAGCCUAUCCUGAGAUCGUUGCUAUUUACCAAAAACAAAAAUUAGAAAUUAAAGGGAAGAAACAAAAAAGUAUUAAGCCUAAAGAAAACAAUUUGCCAGAACCAGAUGAUGUAAUGAGCUUUCAGUCACUCAUGACUUUAAAACCCACAAGUGAAAUCUUUCACAAGCAGAAUUCCAAGUUAAAUUUGGGAAUUUCACCUGAACCUACGUUACCACAGGAAUCUAUUUCUGCCUCAUUGCACAGCUUGCUUUUACCUAAAAAUGCUCCAUGUUUGAAUGCACAAGAACAAUUCAUGUCUUCUUCAAGACCUUUGGCUAUACAGCAAAUUAAGGCUGUCACUGAGUCUCUAAUUUCAGAAUCUAGUCAACCUGGGACGUCGUGUCAUAAUAUAUCCAUGAUUACCGAUCUCCACUUGAGCACCAUUGAUUGGGAAGGUACUUCUUUUAGUAAUUCUCCAGAGAUUCAAAGGAAUACCUUCUCUCAAGGUUUGAAAUCAGAAGUUGAAUCAGAGCUAUCAGCUAUCCCUGGUGGCUUUGAAAAUACCCGAGAACAACUGCCAUGUGAAUCAGAAAGGUACACUGCAAAUAUAAAUAAAGUAUUGGAUGAGGAUUCUGAUAUAAUUAGUUCUGAAGAGCAUCUGCUUUCUGGCAUUACUGAUUUAUGUCUUCAGGAUUUGCCUUUAAAGGAACGAAUAUUUAUAAAAUCAUUAUAUCCUCAGGAUAAUCUGCAACCAGAUGUCAACCUGAAAACUUUGUCCAAACUUAGUGUGAAAGAAUAUUGUACUGCUAACAGUGGUUCUGAUUGUGCAUCACAUUUUUCAAAGGAUCUUCCGGGAAUUCCCUUGCAGAAUGAAUCUGGAGACUCCAAAGUUCUAAAAGAAGAUGAGCUGCUUCAAAAAAACUAUAAAGUCUAUACUUCUGUACCUUAUUCUGUCAAUAACACAACGGAAAAGACCUGCAGCGUUAGAAUUAGAUCACCAAAUGCUGCAUUAGAUCAUAGUAGAAAAAUUGAUAUGCAGACCACUCAGAAAAUUUUAAUGAAGAAGAGUGUUUGCCUUGACAGACAUUCCUCUGAUGAAGAAAGUGCUCCAGUGUUUGGAAGAGCUGAGUACACAACUCAAAGAAUGAAGCACAGUUCUCAAAAGCGUAAUUCAUCCCAGUUCAAAGAAAGUGGCCGCAACAAGUUGAGUAUCCCUAAAAUACACAUUAAAGAAACUGAACAGUGUGUCAGAGCUUAUAAAACAGCUGAGAAUGAAGAAAGCUGUUUCCCAGAUUCAGCAAAAAGUUCUCUGAGUUCUCUACAGUGUCAUAAAGAAAACAACUCUGGUACUUGUUUGGAUAGUCCUCUUCCUUUACGCCAGAGAUUAAAACUAAGAUUCCAAAGCACUUGAAUUUAAAACACUUAAGUAUAACUUACUAUUUUAGUGCUAUCAGCAACAGCAGAAACGGAGGUCUCUAGAUACCUAGUUAAUGCACGGUAAAAAUUUAAUGUGGUUUUCUGUAUGUCAUGAAACAGUUGCCAUUUUAAUCAAAAUUGUAAUUUUUAAAAUGUUACCUAAAACCGGUUUUAAAAGAUCCUUUGUAUUGAAAACUUCAGAUAAUGUAUAUUUUUAAAACAUAUUUUUGUCUUCUGUCCUUGCUCUUCCUUAAUUGUAGUUUUAAAAUACUAGUAUGGUACUUGACAGAGUAAACGCUUCAUCUGUUUGCUCACUAUUGCUUUUUCUUCCACAAGCCUCUAAAGUAUUUAUUUAAAUUCCAGCUUUUUCCCAAGAGGAUAAUUCUUUACAAUUCUCUGCAUUCUUUCAAGGCCUUGCAAGGUCUUCCAUAAUAAUUCUCUUUCCUAAGAGUUAUAUUCGCCCUCAUUAUGAAGAUACCUUUAGUGUGCUUUUCCACCUUGAAGGCCUCUCACGGUUCUCUCUUUCCUAAGAGUUAGAUUUUAACUCUUUCCUAAGAAUUAGAUUCUCCCUCAUUGUGAAGAUACCUUUGGUCUGCUUUUCCACUUUUGGUGUCUUAAUCUCCUUUUUGAGGGACAAAAAUAGAAAAGGAGGGAAGAUGUCAAUGUAUUUAGUAAAAAUCAUGCUUGUAAUGGCUGAAUAAACUGAGCAAAGUAACUUCCUAUGUAUCCCCAGAAGUUCAUAGGUAUAUAAACUGGAAAAAGAUUUGGAAAAUCAAAUGUAUAAUCAAAAAUAUUAGAAACUUGCCCAGGAUUACGUAACUAAUAAUCCUGUGGGAAUCAGUUUUCUUGCCUGCUGUGUUUUUUUUUUUUUUUUUUUUUUUUUUUUUUUUUUGCUUUUUCCUUCUAUGGCACUUUUCCCCCUUUUAUUUUGAAUCUAUGCAGUAUUGACUUUGAUAGCACCAAAUACUAAAUCUUGCAUUAAUUUAGGUAGCACUGAAAAAUUCUAGACAGGCAUCCAGAUUUAAAAGAAAAAAGGAAAAUUGUCUCUGCAGAUGACAAGAUUGUAUGUAUCAAAAAUCCUAUGGAAUCCUCUAGAAAACUGUUAAAACUGAUAGUGAGUUCAGCAAGGUUGCAGAAUACAAGACCAAUGUGCAGUGAUCCUUGGUUUGUUUGUUGUUUGUUUGUUUGUUUGUUUGUUUUGAGACAGAGUCUCGCUCUGUGGUCCAGACUGGGAUGUAGUGGCCCCAUCUUGGCUCGUGGGAACCUACGCCUCCCAGGUUCACAUGAUUCUUGUGCCUCAGCCACCUGAGUAACUGGGAUUAACAGGCAUGUGCCACCAUGCCCAGCUAAUUUUUAUAUUUUUAGUAGAGAUGUGAUUUUGCCAUCAUGAACUAGUCAUCAGGCUAGUCAUGAACUUCCGGCUUCAAGUGAUCCACCCACCUCGGCCUCCCAGAGUGCUGGGAUUACAAGUGUGAGCCACCAUACCCGGCCUCAAUUGUAUUUCUGUACACCUCUAAAUAAAUGGAAAUACAUUCCAUGUUCAUGAAUCAGAAGAAAUAAGAUGACAGUACUCCCCAAACUGAUCUACAGGUUAAAUGUAAUUCCCGUUAGUUCCAGCUGCUUGCUUCUCUGAUUCUAAAAUUCAUAUGGAAAUUUCAGGAACACAGACUAUUAAGAAGAAUCUUGAAAAAUUUUGACUCUCCUGAUUUUAAGUGUACAAAACGACAGUAGUGAAGAAUGUGUUGUACUGGUGUAAAGGUAGAUCUAUAGGUCAAUACAGAUCAAUGGCAUAGAAUUGAGAGUUCAGAAAUAAGCCCUCACAUUUAUGGUCAGUUGAUUUUAAACCAGAGUGCCAAGACAAUUCAAUAGCAAAACAAAACAGUCUGAACCAACUGUCUUUUGGAUCUAUUGGAUUAUCCACAUUAAAAAAAAUGACAUUUGAUUCCUACUUCACUUCAUAUUUAAAAAUAAAGUGGAUCGAAGACCUAAAUGUAAGAGCUAAAGCUAUAAAACUCUUAGAAGAAAACAUAAAUCUUUAUAGACAUAAAUCUUUGUGACUUUGAAUUAGGCAAGGAUUUCUUAAAUAUACCAAAAGCAUAGGCAACAAAAGAAAACACACAAACUGGACUUCAUCAAAACUAAAAACUUGCUUGAAAUGACAGCAUCAAGAAAGUGAAAAGACAGCUUACAGAAUGUGAGAAAAUACUUGCCAAUCAUAAAUGUGAUAAGGGACUUGUAUUUUAGAGGGACUUAAAUAAAGAACUCAUAACUCAAUUUUGAAAAGACAACUUUAAAAUGAGCAAAAUGACAGGCAUUUUUCCAAAGAAGAAACAAUACAUGGCAAAUAAGCACAUUUAAAAAUUCUCAGUACUAUUAGUCAUCAGGGAAAAGCAAAUCAAAACCACAAGAUACCACUUCACACCCGAUACAAUGUCUGCAAUCAAAAAGAUAAUAACUAGUAUUGAUGAGGAUGUAGAGAAAAUUGAAAUUCUCAUAACAUGCUGGUAGGAAUAUAAAAUGGGGCAGCCACUUUGGAAAAAGUAUGGUGUUUCUUCACAUGCAUAAAUGUAGAGUUACCGUAUCAUCCAGCAAUUUCACUCCAGGGUGUAUACCCAAGGGAAAUGAAACCAUAUAUCCACAUAAAAACCUGCGCACACAUUUCCAUAGCUGCAUUAUUUAUAAUAGCCACAAAGUGGAAACAACCCCAAUUCCAGAAUGAGGAAGGGGAAAAACUAGUGUAUAUGCCAUCUACUGUGUGCUAAGCAUUUAACCAGGUCAUUUACAAACCUUGUAUCAUCUCAACUCUGUAAGGAGUGUAUUGCAAUGUUUUGGAUAUUCAGAGAGAAAGCAUCCUUGCUGAAACAUUCUUCCAGGGUUCUGGUUAUUUUGAUUUGUUCAGUCGUGGCUAUGAUAGUUUAGACCAUCUCGUCCAGGUAAAUUCUUAGAAUAUCUAGAGGCAUUCUUGAGAUUGUAUGAGAUGAAAAAUAACAAAAUUAGUUGGGAGUGGCCAGUCUGGGUUCAUUUUGCUGUAUAUCUCAGGGGUCCCUAACCUCUGGGCCAUGGACAGGUACCAGUCCAUGACCUGUUAGGAACCGGGCUGCAUAGCAGGUGGUGAGUGGCAUACAAGCAAGAAUUACCACCUGAGCUCCACCUCCUGUCAGAUCAGCAGUGGCAUUAGAUUCUCAUAGGAGCAUGAACCCUAUUAAGAACUACACAUGCAAAGAUUUAGUUUGCAAGCUCCUGCUGAAAAUCUAAUGCCUGAUGAGCUGAGGUCAAACAGUUUCAUCCCACAACUAUCUCCCCUGCAUGGUCUGUGGAAAAAUUGUCUUCCACAAAACUGGUCCUUGGUGCCAGAAAGGUUGGGGACCACCGAUACAGCUAAUACAGGCGUAAGUGUAAAAUUAUACUUUUUCCCCCUCAAGGAUUUCUCUAUUUUCAUUGUCCAGUUUAUGUCAGUUAUUAAAGCAUUCCAUGUUUUUGUUCUUUGAUUUGGUCAUGUUAUCACUUGUAUAUCAAAUCUUAUCAUAAGUUGCUGCUUACGUAUUUGCUCAUCACUUCAUUGUCUUGUUGAGGAUGCCUAACUUCCUUUCAAAUAAUCUGCCAAAGAUCUGCCUCCAGUUACGAGGAUCCUGCAAUUGGUUUCUUUCUGGUGGCUCCAUACCAAAGCCCUGCUCUGGCCGAACUACUUUGGGCUUUGUGUAAUCAAUCUUAAGUCCUUGGUGGUUUUUCUUUUAGAUUUUUUUUAUAUGUAUAUAAAAUCUCCAACUGGCUGGAUGCGGUGGCUCAUGUCUGUAAUCUUGGCACUUUGGGAGGCCACGGUGGGUGGAUUGCUUGAGGCCAGGAGUUCAAGACCAGCCGGGCCAACAUGGCAAAACGCUGUCUACUAAAAAUAUGAAAAUUAGCAUGGUCUGGUGGUGUGUGCUUGUAAUUCCAGCUACCCAGGAGGCUGAGGCAGGAGAAUCACUUGAACCUAGGAGGCGGAGGUUGCAGUAAGCUGAGAUGGUGUCACUGCACUCCAGCCUAGGUGAAAGAGUGAGACUCUGUCUCAAAAAAAGAUUAAAAUGUAAAUUAAAAAA